This is a messenger RNA of Phaeodactylum tricornutum CCAP 1055/1, 1898 nucleotides long. It is a transcript of the gene PK6, whose product is annotated as kinase pyruvate kinase. Gene Ontology annotation, biological process: glycolytic process. The transcript has 3 exons. The coding region runs from base 135 to 1805 and encodes 556 amino acids. Gene Ontology annotation, cellular component: cytoplasm. Gene Ontology annotation, molecular function: magnesium ion binding; potassium ion binding; pyruvate kinase activity. NCBI's taxonomy places the organism in Eukaryota, Bacillariophyta, Bacillariophyceae, Surirellales, Neidiaceae. The record is from RefSeq and is a predicted model, not a curated record.
UGACUCCGACGACGAAGAUUGGGACCUGAUCCGGACCAAACGAAUCAAGACUACCGAGGAAGCAUUCUUACGUCCAGCCAGUCCAAGAGAGCAGUAAAAGCGCCGCUUUGCAGUUUGAACGCAAAACAGAUAUAAUGUUCCGUCGAGCCGUUCUUUCCCUAUCGACCCGGGCGAUUCGCACACCGGUACCUUGUUCGGUCGCACGCGGGGGUGCGUCGCAAGUCCGGUCCUUGGCGCAGACGACCUUUUACUUGCCCGAUCCGGCUGAUCGUUCGCAAGAUGUCCACAAUCGGGGUAAUCUGCAGCUUUCCAAGAUUGUCGCGACCAUUGGACCAACGUCGGAACAAGAGGAACCGCUCCGGCUCGUCACGGACGCCGGGAUGCGCAUCAUGCGACUGAACUUUUCCCACGCCACGAAAGAAGAAGUCGAACUCCGCAUUACCAAUCUCGCACUGGCACAGAAAGCCCUCCAGCCGCCGGGUACAUUGGAAAUGCAAGAUGUACGGGCCCUCUUGCUCGACACCAAGGGACCGGAGAUUCGAUCCGGGAAGUUGGCACACGAUGAGUCCGGGCAUGCAACUGUCACGCUUCAACAAGGUCAGAGGAUUGAACUAUUCAACGACGCUUCGCGCCAGCAACAAUCCGGUAGUACCGAGCAAGCGUUAUACAUUGAUUAUCCAGGAUUGCACCGCUGCUUGCAUCCCUCAAUGAAGGUUCUCUUGGACGACGGUGCGAUUACGUUAACUGUCCAGAGCGUCAACGUGGAAGCCGCGACCGUUUCUUGUGUGGUGGACAAUGCGGGCGAAUUGCGCUCACGGGCUGGGGUCAAUCUCCCACUUGCCGACACCUCAGAUUUGCCGGCUAUGAGCGACAAGGACAAACAGGAUAUCAAGUAUGGCAUGACCAUGGACAUUGAUUACGUAGCCGCUUCGUUCGUGCAAACUGCGGAAGGGGUCAACGAAAUUCGGGGCUACAUUCAGCAAUGUGCCCAAGAGUUGGGUUGGGACGAUUCGCAUCCCUUGCCGCUUAUUAUCAGCAAAAUUGAAACGGCGGGAGCUUUGCAGCAUUUUGACGCUAUUUUGGCCGCGUCAGACGGAAUCAUGGUUGCCCGCGGGGACCUUGGAGUCGAAAUCCCUUUGACCCAGGUGACCAAUGCUCAGAAGGAAAUGGUAGCAGCCUGCAAUGCAGUGGGCAAACCGGUCAUCGUGGCCACACAAAUGUUGGAAAGUAUGGCCAAGAGCCCGCGUCCAACUCGGGCCGAGGUUAGUGAUGUCACGAACGCCAUCUACGAUGGGGCUGACUGUGUGAUGCUUUCGGGAGAAACCGCGAAAGGAAAGUUCCCAACCGAGGCGGUUAGAACCAUGAACGAAAUCAUUCUGGCUGCGGAGCGUUACACUACGUCGGGUGCGCUGGGUCAUUCGUAUCAUAGACCGGCGUUUGUGGGACCCAAAACCGCCGAUUCCGCGGUUGCUAAGGCGGCCGUAACCGCUUCCGUGGAACGAGACUGUGCGGCCAUUUUGGUACUGACCCAGCACGGUUCGCUUCCUCCACUCGUCUCGGCAUACCGUCCACGAGUGCCCAUUUUUGCCUUCUGUCCCACGCCCAAGUUAGCCCGACAGUUGCAAGUGUAUCGUGGCAUUCAUCCUAUCGUCGACUCGACUCUUACUGAUGGCAAUGAUUGCAAGCGUCCAGAACAGGCGGUCCAGGAAGCCAAGGAUAUGGGGUUGCUACAGUCCGGCGAUGAAGUAGUCGUGGUAUCAAUGGAUGGAACCACCGCGACCAUGAAAAUUGCAAUUGUGUCUUAAAUCGAUUGCGAGUGCGCAGGAAGAGUAGAAUGCUUAUAGGAUGCUUUGCAAUAAAGAUGUAGUAAAAUGGCAAUGGAUAAAAGUGACACGACC